This is a messenger RNA of Quercus robur (English oak), 969 nucleotides long. Its product is annotated as probable glutathione S-transferase. Gene Ontology annotation, cellular component: cytoplasm. Lineage: Eukaryota; Viridiplantae; Streptophyta; Magnoliopsida; Fagales; Fagaceae. The transcript is spliced from 2 exons. Gene Ontology annotation, biological process: glutathione metabolic process. The record is from RefSeq and is a predicted model, not a curated record. The coding region runs from base 77 to 736 and encodes 219 amino acids. Gene Ontology annotation, molecular function: glutathione transferase activity.
GGUUUUUUGCAUACCAUCUCUCUUCUUUCUUUUCCCUGCUUUUUCUAUUUGCUUCAAUAUUUUCAGUUCUGUGAAAAUGGCAGAUGAGGUGGUUCUGCUAGAUUUCUGGCUCAGUAUGUUUGGGAUGAGGGUCAGGAUUGCACUGGCCGAGAAGGGUAUCAAGUAUGAGUACAAGGAGCAGGAUAUAUUUAACAAGAGCCCUCUGCUUUUAGAGAUGAACCCCAUUCACAAGAAGAUCCCAGUUCUCAUCCACAAUGGCAAACCUGUGUGUGAGUCUCUUAUCAUUGUUCAGUACAUAGAUGAGGUCUGGAACGAUAAGUCUCCAUUGCUGCCCUCUGAUCCUUGCCAGAGAGCUCAUGCCAGGUUCUGGGCUGAUUUCGUUGAUAAGAAGGUUUAUGAAGUUUCAAGGAAGUUAUGGACCACAAAAGGAGAAGAGCUGGAGGUAAGCAAGAAGGAAUUCUUUGAAAUCUAUAAGACAUUGGAGGGCGAGCUUGGUGACAAGCCUUACUUUGGGGGUGAAACAUUUGGGUUUGUGGACCUUUCUCUUAUCACCUUCUACAGCUGGUUCCAUGUCUAUGAGGUAUUUAGCAAUAUCAACAUAGAGGCAGAGUGCCCCAAGAUUAUUGCAUGGGCAAAGAGGUGCUUGCAGAAGGAGACUGUGGCCAACUCUCUUGCUGACCAGAAGAAGGUUUAUGAGGCUGUUGGACAAUUGAGGAAAAUACGUGGCUUGGAGUAGAGAAAUGGUUUAGCCCAAAUCUUGGAGUACUUAGCAUAUUAGAAUGGUUUUGAGUGCAUUCAUUUGGUAACGUUCAAGUUUCAGUUUUGCUUGCUUUCAAAAACUAGUUUGGGUUUGUUUCAUCUGGGUUCAUCGAACUUGUUAGACACUUUGAUAUUUGUCUGCUGAGCUUUAAAUCGAAUGGGCAUGUAUUGGACCAUGAAUAAGAAAGACAGUUUGUUAUCUCUUCUAAA